Messenger RNA from Acanthosepion pharaonis, 1587 nucleotides. NCBI's taxonomy places the organism in Eukaryota, Metazoa, Mollusca, Cephalopoda, Sepiida, Sepiidae. The record is from the annotation of a GenBank genome assembly.
AUGAACUUUCUUCUGGGGUCAUCGGACAUUCACCUCUUUUUCUUUCCACCUCUCUCUUUCCACCUCUCUCUUUCUCUCUCUCUCUCUCUCUCUUUCCACCUCUUUUUCUUUCUACCUCUUUCUUUCAACCUCUUUUUCUUUCCACCUCUCUAUUUCCACCUCUCUUUCUACCUCUCCCUCUUUAUACCUCUCCCUUUCCACCACACUCUCCACCUCCCCUUUCUAUCUCUCUCUUUCCACCUUUUCUCUUACCGCCUCUCCCUUUCCACCUCACUCUCCAUCUCUCCCUUUCCACCUCUUUUUUCUUUCCACCUCUCUCUUUCCACCUCUUUUUCUUUCCACCUCUCUCUUUCCACCUCUCUCUCUUUACACCUCUCCCUUUCCACCUCACUCUCCACCUCUCCCUUUCCAUCUCUCUCUUUCCACCUCUUUUUUUUCCCUCUCUCUCUUUCCACCUCUCUCUCUUUCCACCUCUCUCUCUUUCCACCUCUCCUCUUUCCACCUCUCCCCUUUCCACUCUCCACCUCUCCCUUUCCAUCUCUCUCUUUCCACCUCUUUUUCUUUCCACCUCUCUCUCUUUCCACCUCUCUCUUUCCACCUCUCUCUCUCUUUCCACCUCUCUCUCUCUUUCCACCUCUCUCUCUCUUUCCACCUUUCUCUCUUACCGCCUCUCCCUUUCCACCUCACUCUCCAUCUCUCCCUUUCCACCUCUUUUUCUUUCCACCUCUCUCUUUCCACCUCUUUUUCUUUCCACCUCUCUCUUCCCACCUCUCUCUCUUUACACCUCUCCCUUUCCACCUCACUCUCCACCUCUCCCUUUCCAUCUCUCUCUUUCCACCUCUUUUUCUUUCCACCUCUCUCUCUUUCCACCUCUCUCUUUCCACCUCUCUCUCUUUCCACCUCUCUCUUUCCAUCUCACUCUCCACCUCUUCCUUUCCACCUCUCUCUUUCCACCUCUCUCUCUUUCCACCUCUCUCUCUUUCCACCUCUCUCUUUCCAUCUCACUCUCCCCUCUUCCUUUCCAUCUCUCUCUUUCCUCCUCUUUCUAGCUCUUUUUCUUUCCACCUCUCCCUUUCCACCUCUCUCUCUCUCUCUCUCUCCACCUCUCUCUUUCCUUUACUACCUCGUCUAGGAGAUCCAGUGUUUCCUUCCACCUCUCUUUCCACCUCUCUCUCUCUCUCUCGCUUUCCACCUUUCUCUUUCCACCUCACUCUCUCUCUCUCUCCUUCCACCUAUCUCGCUUUCCACCUCUUUUUCUUUCCACACCUCUCUUUCCACCUCACACUCUUUCCACCUCUUUUUCUUUCCACCUCUUUCUACUUCUCUCUGUUUCCACCUCUUUUUCUUUCCACCUCUAUCUUUCCACCUCUCUCUUUCCACCUCUGUCUUUCCACCUCUCUCUCUCUCUCUCUCUUUCCACCUCACACUCUUUCCACCUCUUUUCCUUUUCACCUCUCUAUUUCCACCUCUUUUUCUUUCCACCCCUCUCUCUCUCUCUUUCCACCUUUCUCUUUCCACCUCUGUCUUUCUCUCUUUCCGCCUCUCUGUCAUCACGUGCGUGCCUAUUUAUAUUUCAGCUUUCUCUAA